UGUCAGAAUACGAAUAACAAAACUCUCAUACUCGCACCCUCACACAUACACACGCAUCGUUCUGCGUGUCCUUGAAGUCCUACACAGUCAACAAAAAACAAACAAACAAACUGAAACUGUUCUCUCGUCUUAAAUUACUCAGCAAGUUGUUUGACUUCAUUUUUGCUUUAAAAAAAGUGACCACAGUGAGAGACUGGUCAUUUUGACAUCUGUCCUCAUCAACGCCAGGAUGGGAAUUUUUGCCUCGAAGAUCAUGGACCAGAACCUGAAGAAGCAGCAGGAGUUCAUGCUGCACAACGCCAGAAUCCAGAUGGAGCGUCAGAUUCUCAUGCAGAACGAGAUGCGAGAGCGACAGAUGGCUAUGCAGAUCGCUUGGUCCAGAGAAUUUCUCAAAUACUUCGGGUCAUUCUUCGGCCUGGCUGCAGUCGGUCUCACCGCCGGAGCCAUGAAGAGGAAGAGACCGGGUCUGUUUGUGCCGCUGGUGCCGCUCAGCUUCAUCCUGGUGUAUCAGGUGGACAUGGCGUACGGCUCCUUCAUCCACCGCAUGAGAGAGGAAGCCGAGAGCAUCAUGGUGGCUGAAGCGGAUCGGCUGAAUUUGCCUCACGGAUCGCCGACGUUCGAGAGCAUCGAGAAAACACGCAGAGCAAAAUCCCACCUCCCUCCACUCUCGGAGAAAUGAGGCAGGAUUUUAUCAGCAGUGAGUCAGGGAGGAGGGUGUGAUCACCAAGAUGUUCCUGUACACUGACAAGGUUCCUUCAGGUUCUGAAUUCGUCCGAAUUUAAAGCUUUAACAAUCGAUCACGAGUUUGAUGCUGAUCAAUGUGAUCGAUUAGCUCAGCGAGAAAAUUUAUAAAGAAUCACGGAUAAAUAUUUGAUUGGAAAGUCUAACAACUACAACUCUCAACUACAGCUGAUUAGAAUAAAAUCUUGUGAUGGGUUGUUCCUAAUAUAAUGUGCCACAUCGGCUACAUAGAAAAGCCGAAGUGACGCCUUUCUACCGUUUUUCCCCCCGACCACUCGUCUUUCUGCUCGGAUUAAGUUCUGAUUGUGUUACGGUACACGUCUAGAUUGAAAGUGGAUUAAUAGAUCCCGGUCAGUGAGACCAGAUCUGUUAAUUCACGUUCAGACCUCACACACUAGAGCUUCAUCUGUGUUUAAUGUAUUAAUAACAUUUAAUUGUCCAGUAACUGACCUUGUUCUGGGUAGGGGGGAGGGGGAUAAUUUCAAGACUGGAAAAAUUUAAACAAUUUAAAGUAAUAUUGAGAAUCACAUUUUAAAGCAUCUUCUAUUGUGUUUAUUAUUACAGCCCAAGAAACACUUUUUACAGAACUGCCUUAUUACAAACUGCACCUUUAUAUUAUAUGAAGCUAAUUCACUGACCAGUAGCUAAAACGUGCCACAGGUUUAGUGCUUUAUUUUUGAGCAUCUGAACUUCAAACAAAUAAAAGAAAUGUCUACACACCGUUUAAACCGAGACGGGACUGAGACCAGGCGACAGACAUCACAGGAGAGGAUGUCGUCUGCCAUGUUGAAGCUCUCUGAUGUGUGUGUGUGUGUGUGUGUGUGUGUGUGUUUGUAUACACACACGGAUGGUUUGGAAGUUCUCUCUGCUCUCUUUUGCUCACUGUAAAACGGUGUUGUAUGAAAUUAGUGUGUGCCACUGACAAAUAAAUGAAAUAAACAAUAAGAAUCCUA
Molecule: messenger RNA, 1694 nt
Organism: Hemibagrus wyckioides
Lineage: Eukaryota; Metazoa; Chordata; Actinopteri; Siluriformes; Bagridae
Gene: plgrkt
Product: plasminogen receptor, C-terminal lysine transmembrane protein
Exons: 6
Coding region: 230-679 (149 amino acids)
Biological process (GO): positive regulation of plasminogen activation
Cellular component (GO): plasma membrane
Source: RefSeq, a predicted model, not a curated record